This is a messenger RNA of Spizellomyces punctatus DAOM BR117, 1555 nucleotides long. RefSeq lists its product as uncharacterized. The record is from RefSeq and is a predicted model, not a curated record. NCBI's taxonomy places the organism in Eukaryota, Fungi, Chytridiomycota, Chytridiomycetes, Spizellomycetales, Spizellomycetaceae. The transcript is spliced from 8 exons. Gene Ontology annotation, cellular component: cytoplasm; nucleus; cyclin-dependent protein kinase holoenzyme complex. Gene Ontology annotation, molecular function: cyclin-dependent protein serine/threonine kinase regulator activity. Gene Ontology annotation, biological process: mitotic cell cycle phase transition; regulation of cyclin-dependent protein serine/threonine kinase activity. The coding region runs from base 84 to 1304 and encodes 406 amino acids.
ACUAGUCGGUCCAGUCCAACAUGCGCUAUGUCGCGGUUACUGCUUACGUGUGUAUGCUCACGUGAAUUGUCCAGAUCGUGUGGAUGUCGUCCAGCACCCACCCCGCUCCUUCUUCCGCCCUCACCUCUCUUCAACUUUGGCCCGUGGAAGCAAAUUCCAGCAGUAUUACCCGCCCAGCAGCCUUCCCAGCACCAUUUAAGAGUAGCCUGUGUGUAGCUGGUGGUGGAGCGGCAGUUAUUUUCCGCAAGAUGCCUGUCGCAGGUCCUGCUCCACCCCGCCUGGCGUCAUUCCUUCCUCACCCAGCUCUACGUCGUCCGUUCGUUGAAGGGAAGGACUCGGAUGAAUUGGCGCAAAUUCAAAAGUUGCAUCUUUUCAGGCUGGAAAUGGAACCCAGAUACCGCCCGAACCCCUUCUACAUGGAGGACGUACAACGAGGGUCGAUUGGAACUGACCAUAGAAGGGAGCUGAUUGAGUGGCUACUGGAGCUUGCUCGACAUUUCAGAUACUAUUGCAGUGAAAUCUUUCAGUUGUCCGUGAGCAUUCUAGAUCGCAUAUGUAGCAUUGAAACCCUGCAGCUGUCACAUUACCAAGCCCUUGGGGCAGCUAGUUUCCUGAUCGCAUCCAAAAUUUGUGAAACCAGAACGCCAACAUGCGUGGAGCUUGAAGAACUCGCCGCAGGCGCAUUUAAUGUGGAGGGUCUCAAGGCGAUGGAGCUGUGGGUCCUGCAAAUGUUGAACUGGAAUUUGAACGCCGUGACGCCCAAUAUGUUCCUGGAGUUCUUUCUCGAUCUUUUUAAAUACGAUGCGACCACCAAGUCAGAGCUCUUUCUGAUCGCCGACCAGGUUCUUAACAGAAUUCAACCCUACUAUCACUACGUCCGAUUCCGGCCCUCAGUCCAAGCUGCUGCUGCACUAAGAUAUGCUUUCGAGACAAUUGGCAUUAAUUUACAUGAUUUCCAUGUAUUCAUGGGCCGCGAACUGGAGUCUCAAUCCUUGCAUACUGUGGCAAUCGUUUCAAGCCUGGAUAUCCCCCAAAUGUUGGAAGUAAACCGGUGUGCGGCAGCUAUGGUCGCACAACUCGCACGAAACACUUUUCCGCAUGUCACACCAAUGCACCCAAGAGGAAAGACCCAUCUGCAUCACGGACUUGCCACGCCUGCAGAAGACGAUGAUCGGAGUGAAGAAGAUGGAUAUAGGGAACUUGACGGACCUGUACCCUUCAUUUUGGCCCAUCCGGCCGAUCCUCAUCAAUAUGGCGGAUCAGCCACUGGUGCAAUCAAGCAGGCUUCAUCGCCUUUCGCGUAAUUCACGUGGACAUGAACCGUCGGGUCUUCCAUGGACACGCAUUUGUAUAUAUGAGGGAUUUGUCGGGUUUGUUGCCAUUAGGCGGAUGCCAUGGACGCUUGGCUGUUGAUUUCAUUUUAUAUAUUAGACAUUCUGGAUGUAGGUUUGGACCAUCCGGACGGCGUGUAGAUUAGGAUAUAGGAUAAAAAUAAAUAUGAAUUGUAGAUGGCUUGAUUUACACUGUACAAUCGAUACGCUAACGCUACUCCAGA